Messenger RNA from Aspergillus versicolor CBS 583.65, 839 nucleotides. RefSeq lists its product as uncharacterized. NCBI's taxonomy places the organism in Eukaryota, Fungi, Ascomycota, Eurotiomycetes, Eurotiales, Aspergillaceae. Gene Ontology annotation, cellular component: membrane. The transcript has 3 exons. The record is from RefSeq and is a predicted model, not a curated record. Bases 354 to 839 code for a protein of 161 amino acids.
AGACUUGGAUCGAGCAACUGGCCGAACGCAACGACCAUAUGACCUAAGACCCCGAACGACUUGCCUCCAAUCUAUCUUGAUCUCUUAUAUACAUAACAGCAUUCCAACUUCCAACAUAUAACUGCAUCUGUGGCGCAGUGAUGUGACACAGCGUACUCUCCAUCCUUCAAGGCUGUUGGCUAGAAAGCUGCGGCAAGUGUUGGUUCAACUUGGCGGCUAUUUCACCAUCACCGUCACCCACCACCAUCUUCUUUCUUUCCCCCCUCCAGUGUCAUCAAAAACAACCCUUCAGGUUUUCUCUUAACUACUCCCAUAACUACAUCUUUUUCCAUCGUCCCGUCGAUCGAAUACAAAUGUCUGCUAUCAAGACCACCGCAGAUAUACUCGCCAUGGGUCACAAAACAGCCCAGACAGCCUUCAGUGAAGUGACAGAAAUGGCCGCAACAUACGGGAAGCCUGUUUUAAACAGCUCAGCAGGCUUUGCAGCUCAGGCCGCCGGAUGGGCUGCUAACAACCCAGGCCUAGCAGGUCUAGCAGCGACAGGUGCAGUCAUUGCAUUCCCCACGUUGGUAGUUACACCAGCUCUCUCAGCUGCCGGAUUUGGUGCUGCAGGUGUUAAGGCUUGCUCCCUUGCCGCCGGUGCGCAGAGUGCUAUUGGAAAUGUCGCUGCCGGUAGUGUGUUUGCUACGAUGCAGAGUGCUGGGGCUGGCGGCGGAGGGCUUGCUGCUGUAAAUGGGGCUACGCAAUUCGGGGCUGCUGCAGCUUGGAUGGCGGGGAAUGCUAAUGCUACGGUUUCCUGGUUUAAAUCGCAGUGGGAGCUUGGAUUUACUGGUUUAUGA